UUCUACCACUAUAUGAUUUACGUCCACACCAGCGAAUCAGUCUAGAAGUUAGAACCUCACCGUAUACCGGUACCGGUCUCUGGUGCCCUGGCCCUGGCCCCGGGAGUGCUCCUAACUUAGUCCUUCGUCGCAGACGCAAGCUUUGACUGUUGACAGAAGAUGAUAAAGGAGUUUGAUCGAGACUCGAGGAAUGACUGGAUCUACUUAACCAACACUGGAAACAAGGCUCCAGCAAGGCCCUACCAACGGCCCUACAUGUACUGGAGACCUAGUCCUGAGUAGCAGGACUGCCAUCUACAGGAGCUCUAUUUCUUCCUGUUCAAGUUUGACCGGUGCCACAUGAUGACUGAAGAGACUGCUUCUUCCGUGGAUAAACAGAUCAUGGAGGCUGACCGGACAAGGAAGGAGUUGACGAGAAAUGUUGCAGAGAAAGAAGAAUCUUGCAGAAAGUUGAAAUUGGUCAAGAUGUACAGAUCGAAGAAUGACCUGGAAACGCUUCAAGAUCUGAUAGAUAAAUGGAGGGACGGGUGUCAGACGGCCAUCCUGAGACUGUAUGAAAAACAUCCAGAGCCCAGGCCCUCUCUAGGUGACUUCAUCAACAGCUGCAGAUUGGACAAAGACCUCAUCAGAUUCAACGAAGAAGAAGAGACAUUUACCUGACAAGUACUGAGGUGGAGUGGUCGGUGGACAUGCUGCCUGACUAUGAAGCCGAGGGUAGAGGGUUCAAACCAUUUUGAUUUGCCAAGCACCUCUGUUUUGGGUUGGUAGCCAGUAGGUACUUUGUGGGAUUGUGGCUGGACUUAAUGAAAGGAAGUUGUGUAUUCACUUAGUCUGGAAGAAAUUGAUCUACUUGUCAGAUAGUCUAAUGGCAAAACCCAUUUGGUCUGAUAUCAAUUUUGUUUGUGGCAAUUGCCCUUUGGCCUACAGUAAGUUGGUCUAGACUAAUACCCACUCACUCAGUCUAGUACCCAGAUGAUCUACUUUGUCUAAAUUUCCCGUUUGAUUCUGGACCGCACUUCAGACUGCAAACUGCGGUCGUAUACCCCAUUUUUUGUUAGGAAAAUCUCAAACAACAUUUCCAACCCCAAUAGACUCAUCUUGGCCAGGUAAUCCCCUUGUCUCAAUUUCACCACCACGGGCCAGCUAAACGAGCGUUGAGCCAAAGAC
Messenger RNA from Lytechinus variegatus (green sea urchin), 1167 nucleotides. RefSeq names its product swi5-dependent recombination DNA repair protein 1 homolog. The coding region runs from base 340 to 660 and encodes 106 amino acids. Lineage: Eukaryota; Metazoa; Echinodermata; Echinoidea; Temnopleuroida; Toxopneustidae. The record is from RefSeq and is a predicted model, not a curated record. Gene Ontology annotation, biological process: positive regulation of DNA-templated transcription; double-strand break repair via homologous recombination. Gene Ontology annotation, cellular component: Swi5-Sfr1 complex. The transcript has 3 exons.